AUGAACACACCGCCACACCAUCACUUACUCCAUCAUCGGAAGAAGAUUUGCUCCGAUUCGGAUCAUCAUUCAUUCACCCUUCGCACCAGCACCAGCACCAGCACCAGCACCACUAACUCUUCACCCUUCUCACUAGCACCCUCAACACCACCAUCUCCUAAUUUAUUCAUUUCUUGUUGUGCCAAUACCACUUACAUGAUUGUUGUGUUAUGUUUUUUAUUUGGUCUCUUUAUUGUAAAUGAAAAUCUUUCAUUAUUCAAAUACAUGGUGAAAGAUCAUGAGAGAAGAAUUGAUUUUGAAAGACAAUUCAUUCCUUCAAAAAGUAUUUCAAAUCAUGAUGUUCAACCACACACUCAACCUAUUGCUAAUAAUUUACAACAACCACACACUCAACAACAUUCUUCGCAAACAAACUAUCAUCUCUUAUUUGUACAUGGUGCAUUUGGAUCAAAAGAAGAAUUUACAAUGAAUUAUUUUCCAUACUUUUUAAAGAAUGAUAAAAUUUCAAGUGUUGGUGCCUUCUCUUUCACAGCACAUGGAAAAUCUUCUCAUUCGAAUUAUAUUAAAUAUUUAAGAAUGAUCGAUUAUGUCAAUGAUUUGGAAUUGGUCAUUGAAAAGUAUUAUCAACAAGGUGAUUUCAAAAAUGGUAAUCAUCAAUUAAUUCUCAUAUGUCAUUCCAUGGGAGGACUUGUAUGUCAAAAAUAUUUGGACAAAUUGUCAAAAAAAAGAAAUCUAUCAGUUAUUCCUUUAGCAAGUAUGAUACUCUUAGCAAGUGCUCCACCUGUCUCUAGAUUUGAAAAUAUACUUUCUACCAUUCGUUAUGAUCCAUUUCAUCUAUUAUUCACAAAUUUCAUGACAUUUACAAUUGAUGCAAUAGCAAUGACUUCCAUUCAUCAUACCAAACAUUAUUUUUAUCAUGAAAAGACUAGUUUAGAUGAUAUUCAGAAUAUUCACAAAAAUGAAUUGAAAUUACAAAGUGAAGGAUUAAUUUAUUAUUUGGAUAGUUUGACAUGUUCAUUGAAUGCUCAAAGUAUAAUUGAAAUGUUUAAAAGAGAUCUGAAUGCUCAAAGUAUAAAAAGAGAUCAAGAAACAAGAAUCAAGAGAGAUGAUUCCUCAAUGCAACCAUCCAAUCAUGAGAGUGAUAUUGCCUCACAGCAAUCCAAUCGAAUAUUAUUUUCACAUCCAUUCCAUAUAAAGGUCAUAUCCAUUGAAAAGGAUGCAUUUUUCACUCAGAAACAGCACGACAAAACUGUUGAAUAUUGGAAUUUAAUUGCCAAUCAAGUUAAUCAAAAACAAGAAGGUCAUACAGAUGGAUUAAAAGUCAGUGGUGAGAUUAUUCCAACUGAUUCAGUACAAGUGGGACAUUUAGUCAUGUUGGAUGUGGGUUGGAAACAAGUGGCUAACAAAAUUAUUCAAUUUAUUCAAGAGGAGCUCUAA
Messenger RNA from Naegleria fowleri, 1437 nucleotides. RefSeq lists its product as uncharacterized. The transcript has a single exon. The record is from RefSeq and is a predicted model, not a curated record. The coding region runs from base 1 to 1437 and encodes 478 amino acids. NCBI's taxonomy places the organism in Eukaryota, Heterolobosea, Eutetramitea, Acrasida, Naegleriidae.